UCUCGGCUUGCGCCAUUUCCGUCAGUCUAGAGUGUCUCCGCCCUUCCCGCCUCCCUUCCUCGGAGCGUCUUAAACACAGGCUUCGGGCCUACUGCUCCGGGGGUACUUAGGGGGCGGGGGGCAGGUCUGAUGAGUAACCCCUCCCCCCAAGUCCCAGAGGGAGAAGCCUCUACAUCUGUCUGCCGGCUCCCCUCAAAAUUGUUUUCAAACCUAUCACCUGGAAAAGGGAUGAGGGUUAGGACUGGCCUCAUCUCAUGCUGAAAAUCCCAAGAGUUCCAUGGCCUCCACUUCCCGACGCCAACGCCGAGAGCGUCGCUUCCGUCGUUAUUUGUCUGCAGGACGGCUGGUCCGGGCCCAAGCCCUCCUCCAGCGACACCCAGGCCUUGAUGUAGAUGCGGGGCAGCCUCCACCACUGCACCGGGCCUGCGCCCGCCACGAUGCCCCUGCCCUGUGCCUGCUUCUUCGGCUUGGGGCUGACCCUGCCCACCAGGACCGCCACGGGGACACAGCGCUGCAUGCUGCUGCCCGCCAGGGCCCUGAUGCCUACACGGAUUUUUUCCUGCCACUGCUGAGUCGCUGUCCCUCUGCCAUGGGAAUAAAGAACAAGGAUGGGGAGACCCCAGGACAAAUUCUGGGCUGGGGACCCCCCUGGGAUUCUGCUGAAGAGGAGGAAGAAGAUGAGGCCUCUAAGGAACGGGAAUGGAGACAGAAGCUGCAGGGAGAGCUGGAGGACGAGUGGCAGGAGGUCAUUGGGAGAUUUGAAGAUGAUGCUUCCCAUGAGACCCAGGAACCCGAGUCCUUCUCAGCCUGGUCAGACCGCAUGGCCCGGGAACAUGCCCAGAAGCGCCAGCAACAGUGCGAAGCAGAGGGAGCCUGCCGACCCCCACGGGCUGAGGGCUCCGGUCAGAGCUGGCGGCAGCAGGAGGAAGAGCAGCGGCUCUUCCGAGAGCGAGCCCGGGCCAAGGAAGAAGAACUGCGUGAGAGCCGAGCCAGGAGGGCACAGGAGGCUCCCGGGGAUCGAGUGCCGGAGCCAGCCAGGGCCGGGCCCAGGGCAGAGCACCCCAGAGGAGCAGGGAGGGGCAGACUCUGGCGCUUCGGUGAUGUGCCCUGGCCCUGCCCUGGCGGAGGAGACCCAGAGGCCAUGGCUGCAGCCCUGGUGGCCAGGGGCCCUCCCUUGGAGGAGCAGGGGGCUCUGAGGAGGUACUUGAGGGUCCAGCAGGUCCGCUGGCACCCCGACCGCUUCCUGCAACGAUUCCGAAGCCAGAUUGAGACCUGGGAGCUGGGCCGAGUGAUGGGAGCUGUGACAGCCCUUUCUCAGGCCCUGAAUCGCCAUGCGGAGGCCCUCAAGUGACCCCAGGGAAAGAGCAAGAAACUGCAGGAAGUGCAGGGCAGUAAGAAGGGUAAGGUCAGGAGACCAGUGCUGAACGGCAGAGGAUGUGGGGCGGGAGCAAAACUUGUAAUGAGCAGGGGUGGGGGGAGGCGGGCCACCACCACUGCUCCUUGACUCUGCCAUUUCCUAAUAAGACCUGGUUCCACAUCUC
Kogia breviceps (pygmy sperm whale) is the source of this 1541-nucleotide messenger RNA. NCBI's taxonomy places the organism in Eukaryota, Metazoa, Chordata, Mammalia, Artiodactyla, Physeteridae. The record is from RefSeq and is a predicted model, not a curated record.